Knipowitschia caucasica is the source of this 1011-nucleotide messenger RNA. Lineage: Eukaryota; Metazoa; Chordata; Actinopteri; Gobiiformes; Gobiidae. The record is from the annotation of a GenBank genome assembly.
AUGUCGAGGAGUCGGAUAUUUCUGCACGGGAAAAAGAAAUUCAACAUGGAUCCGAAAAAGGGCGUGCGGUACCUGGUGGACUGUGGGCUGCUGGAGUGGAGGCCUGAACCUGUCUCGGAGUUUCUCUACAAAGAAGAAGGGCUUAACAAAACGGCCAUCGGGAACUUCUUAGGAGAAAGAGAGGAAAUGCAUUUGGCGGUGCUGCGAGCCUUUGUGGAGCUGCAUGAGUUCUCCGACUUGAAUCUGGUGCAAGCUUUGAGACAGUUUCUGUGGAGUUUCCGGCUGCCGGGAGAAGCUCAGAAGAUCGACCGCAUGAUGGAGGCCUUUGCGACUCGAUACUGCCUCUGUAACCCAGGGGUGUUCCAGUCCACCGACACAUGUUACAUCCUGUCCUUCGCCGUCAUCAUGCUCAACACCAGCCUCCACAAUCCCAACGUCCGGGACAAACCCAGUCUGCAGUACUUUAUCUCCAUGAACCACGGCAUCAACAACGGACAAGACCUGCCUCACGAGCUGCUGUCGAAGUUGUACGCGAGCAUUCGAAGUGAGCCGUUCAAAAUCCCAGAGGACGAUGGGAAUGACCUCACGCUCACCUUUUUCAACCCGGACAGAGAAGGCUGGCUGCUCAAGACCGGCGGCAGGGUGAAAACGUGGAAGAGACGCUGGUUCAUUCUGACAGACAGCUGCUUGUAUUACUUCAAAUACACAACUGACAAAGACCCCAUCGGCAUCAUCCCGCUGGAGAACCUGUGUGUGCGGGAGCUGCAGGACUCUGGCAAACCGUUCUGCCUGGAGUUGUUCAGCCCUAAAGCUCAGAAAGUGAAGGCUUGUAAGACGGAGCCCAGGGGCCGCGUGGUGCAGGGCAAGCACCAGUCCUACACACUCAGUGCCUCCAGCGCAGAGGACCGAGAGGCCUGGGUCCAAGCUAUCAGAGCCAGCAUCAGCAAAGACCCUUUUUAUGACUUGGUCUCAGUUCGAAAACGGAAAGUGAUUAAGUCUACGUCGACAUGA